Messenger RNA from Morus notabilis, 1248 nucleotides. RefSeq lists its product as uncharacterized. The transcript is spliced from 8 exons. The record is from RefSeq and is a predicted model, not a curated record. The coding region runs from base 1 to 1248 and encodes 415 amino acids. Lineage: Eukaryota; Viridiplantae; Streptophyta; Magnoliopsida; Rosales; Moraceae.
AUGAGCCUGCAAAAGAUAAUUAUAUGUGAUAAAGUAUUACAUGCCAAGGCUAGAGUUACCAGACAAACUCUUGAAGUUGAUAUGAAGUUGAAGCUUCUAAAUAAGCCAGCGGUCAAGAGUAUUAAGAGUAGCGAUGGAGAUAUCAUCGACUGUGUUGACAUCUAUAAACAGCCUGCUUUUGAUCAUCCAGCAUUGCGGAACCACACAAUCCAGAUGAAACCCAGUUUUAGUAUAGCAUCAGAAACACCAAGCACCAAAGACGAGACUAAAUCUGAGCAAGUUGUGUAUCAAAUUUGGCAAAGAAGCGGAAGUUGUCCCCAAGGAACCAUUCCCAUUCGGAGAAUCCGAAGUGAAGAUUUGUUGAGAGCUGAUUCUCUCGAACGAUACGGCAAAAAGAGCCCAAUAACUUACUACGAAACAAAUACAACUACGGCCCAAGCAAAUGGCCCAAUUUUCAUAAACAACACCAAAGUCGCGCUCGCUCAACAAGUCAACCGCUCUGCGGCUCUACUUGUAACAGUAGGGUACAAUUACAUAGGUGCUCAAGGAGACAUAAAUCUUUGGAACCCGCAUGUUGCAUCACCCGACGAGUACACAACCGCUCAAAUCUGGCUCAAGGCUGGCAUUUCCGACGGCUUUGAAAGCAUUGAAGCAGGCUGGGUGGUAAAUCCAAAGUUAUAUGGUGAUACACAAACACGGCUCUUCAUAUAUUGGACUCUUGAUGCAUACAAAUCAACCGGUUGCUUUGACCUCACCUGCACUGGAUUUGUGCAAACUAAUCCAAAGAUAGCCCUUGGCACUGCCCUUGGACCUAUUUCCAGUGAUGGUGGACCCCAGUACCAAUUCACAGUUAGCAUCAACAUGGAUCCAAACACAAGCAACUGGUGGCUCAAACUCGGCGACGGAGUUGUUGCUGGCUACUGGCCAGGGACUCUCUUCUCCUAUCUGAAACACAGCGCCAUUCUAGUGCAAUGGGGUGGUGAAGUCUAUAGCCCCAACAUGUGGACACAUCCUCACCCCCAGACAGCCAUGGGAAGUGGAGAAUUUGCAUCCUCAUUGCACGGCGGAGCGUGUUAUAUCAAAGGCGUGAGAAUUGUGGAUUAUUCGAUGUCGUUGAAGUACCCGGAAAGGGUAAACACUUGGGCAGACCAAGCCUACUGCUACUCUGCUUACAACUACAUCGAGGGAUACACAGUUGAACCUGUGCUUUAUUUUGGAGGCCCUGGUAGAAAUACUUUGUGCCCAUGA